Molecule: messenger RNA, 1610 nt
Organism: Lathyrus oleraceus (garden pea)
Lineage: Eukaryota; Viridiplantae; Streptophyta; Magnoliopsida; Fabales; Fabaceae
Exons: 13
Coding region: 122-1243 (373 amino acids)
Source: RefSeq, a predicted model, not a curated record
AAAUUUUAUUUGGUGAACAUUCUAGAGACAAUAAAACUCAUAAAAUUAUGAAAAUGAGAGUUACAAACCCUUCUUCUUAGAGAUUCAUUUGUGAGGGGAUUUGAAAAGCUUCACUUCAAAAAUGGGGGACAAAGCUCAAAAGUUAACUAUCGGAGGUCGUUUUUCUACGGAGGGAUUUGUCAAUAACAUAACUGAGAAUUUUAAUGGAGUCCAUCUGAAUGAAAAUCCUGAACAAAGACUAUCACCAAGUAACUUAGAGAAGCCUCUGAACAGUAAAAUGGAAUUGACUGCAUCUACUGAGCCAACAACUUCAAAAAGGACAGGUGGAUUGAUUUCGAGUUGGGUGAAAAACAAUUCAAGUGAAAAGGGAGAACAUUCGAAAGAAGUCAAUCUGAAUGAGCAUGACAACGCUGAAAAAGAGAAGGCUCUGAUAGAAUCUAAAAAAUUGAUAGGACGUAAUAUCUACAAAGAAUUUAAAGGAGUUAAAACCCUUGGAACUAUUGUUACCUACAUGACUACCUACAAACUCUAUGAAGUUUUCUACGAAAAUGAUAAUCGUGUGGAGUAUUUGAAUCGUAAUGAAGUUUUGAGCCAUUUGGCUGAAAAUGAUAAGAUAUAUGAGGUUCAACUAGCAGAACCACAAAGCAAUAGUUUAGAAAAGGCAAUCGAAACAAAAAUGGAAAAAGUUGCAUUUGGAGAGCAUGUCACUUCAAAAAGAAAGAUGAAAGAUAGUUCAAUAAUGGUGGGAAAAAGCUUAAGCAAGAAGGGAAAAACUUCAGGUGGUCCUUCUUCCAAAAAAGCUUCCAACAUUGAACUAAUCGAAGUAACCCCACCACUAAAGGAGACUACUAAGAGCAAAAAGAAUGAAACUUCAAAAUCUGCUUGCAAAUUUACCAAAAAAGAACCAGAAACAAAGCCUAGACUAUGGUAUGCUAAGCGAGAAAAUGCGACUAAAGAAGAACCUUAUGAGCCUUACCAAUUCAGAGGACUCUAUAUAUGCAAAGAACUUAAAGGAAUAAGAUCCCUUGGAACUGUUAUUGGCUAUAGUCCUGAAAUGAACAAGCUCAUAAUUGAAUACAAAACUGAUAAUAGCAUAGAGUACAUGACCCAAUUGGAGACUUUGCGUAAUAUGGCAAAACGUGCGGAUAUUAUGUCAUCACCAAGUGCAAGUGGUUCAAAGAAGAAAACUGAUAUGAAAGAGAAAAAUGAUGACACCGGAAAAGCAUCAACUUCAAGAACAUAAAAAAACUACAUCUAGUGGUCUAAAAAAUGAAGAGAAAUAUGCAGAAGAGGAGAAGCUUUGAGAAAAGCUCUUGAAUGUCAAACUAUUUAAUGAUAUUUAUAAAACUAUUGUGUUUCCAAACUGAUUAUACAAGUGUGUUAAAUUUGUUGUUUGUUGAUUCCUUUAAAGUGGAUAUAUACAACUUUAAUUGCUUUAUAUCUUUGCUUGUGGUAUUAUUUGUCUGUUACAGACAUUUCUUCAUCCGAUGGAGAGUUUAUAGACUCUUGUCAUCUCCACUGCAAUUUUGAAUUGCUAUUCAUAAAAGGAAAUGUCCUUUUAUUGUUUAUACUGAUUUAUCUUGAAUAAAAAGAGAUCAUAUUAUAACUUA